Molecule: messenger RNA, 1845 nt
Organism: Dromiciops gliroides (monito del monte)
Lineage: Eukaryota; Metazoa; Chordata; Mammalia; Microbiotheria; Microbiotheriidae
Product: serine/threonine-protein kinase PAK 4-like
Exons: 1
Coding region: 1-1845 (614 amino acids)
Biological process (GO): protein phosphorylation; regulation of MAPK cascade; intracellular signal transduction
Cellular component (GO): cytoplasm
Molecular function (GO): protein serine/threonine kinase activity; ATP binding
Source: RefSeq, a predicted model, not a curated record
AUGUUUGGGAAGAAGAAGAAGAGGCUGGAGAUCUCGGCCCCGUCCAACUUCGAGCACCGCGUGCACCUGGGCUUUGACCAGGAGGAGCAGAAGUUCACGGGACUCCCCCGUCAGUGGCAGGGGCUCAUCGAGGAGUCGACCCGGCGGCCCAAGCCCCUCAUCGACCCUGCCAGCAUCACCGCCAUCCAGUAUGGGGCCCAAAAGACCAUCGUUCGGGGGAGCAAGGGCUCAAAGGAUGGAGCCCUCACGCUGCUGUUGGAUGAGUUUGAGAAAAUGUCUGUGACCCGCUCCAACUCCCUUCGCCGGGAUAGCCUUUCCCCGCCCCUGCCUGGUCCUCCGGGCCCAUCCCAUUCCCCGCCCCAGCAAGAGAACUGGCUGACCGAAGCUGAGGGGACGGGGGGCCGUGCUCGGGCCCAGGAGAAGGGACACCCGGAGUCUGGAGGCAGGGGUCCCGCCGAGGGUCGGAAUCGAGCCGCUGGGCUCAGGGACCGUGGCGCCAGUGGCGAGGGAAGGCGGGACGGGAUGGAGAAGAGGCCCAAGUCAUCAGGGGAGGGAGCUUCGGGCCAGCCAGGGAGCCCCCAGCCACCUCGGGACAAACGACCCCUGUCGGGGCCUGACGUCCGGACCCCACGGCCCCCGGACCCAGGAGAUGGGACAAAGUCAUCGGCCAGGCCGUUUAACACAGACCCUCGAGCCGACUCAGACCACCCCCCCAGGGGCACAGAGCCCCAGGGAGAGCCCCGUAAUCCUUCCCCCAAUGGUCCCUCUGCAGGAGGCCUCCCUCCACACCCCUCUAAGCCGCUGCCUCGCGCUGCGCGGGACCCGGAGCCCACCCCUGCCCCGGGGACCCUGAGUCCACACGCUUCAGAACACCAGCUGGUCUCUCGCGUCUUCCCCUCGCCUUCGGCCCAGCCCGCCGUGCCCCCAUCAGGACCCCGCUGUCCCCAGAGGGUGCCCCAGAGGGUGCCCCACGAACAGUUCCGAGCCGCGCUGCAACUCGUGGUGGACCUGGGCGACCCCCGGUCUUACCUGGAGAAUUUCAUCAAGAUUGGCGAGGGCUCCACGGGCAUCGUGUGCAUUGCCACGGUCCGAAGCAGCGGCAAACUGGUUGCUGUGAAGAAGAUGGACCUCCGGAAGCAGCAGCGUCGAGAGCUCCUCUUCAAUGAGGUGGUCAUCAUGCGGGAUUACCAGCACGAGAACAUGGUGGAGAUGUACAACAGCUACCUGGUUGGGGAUGAGCUCUGGGUGGUCAUGGAGUUCCUGGAAGGGGGAGCCCUCACGGACAUUGUCACCCACACCAGGAUGAACGAGGAGCAGAUUGCCGCCGUGUGCCUCGCCGUGCUGAAGGCCCUGUCCGUGCUCCAUGCCCAGGGCGUCAUCCACCGGGACAUCAAAAGCGACUCCAUCUUGCUGACCCACGAUGGGCGGGUGAAGCUCUCUGACUUUGGCUUCUGCGCCCAGGUGAACAAGGAGAUGCCCAGGAGGAAGUCCUUAGUGGGCACCCCCUACUGGAUGGCUCCCGAGCUCAUCUCCUGCCUGCCCUAUGGGCCUGAGGUGGACAUAUGGUCCCUAGGAGUGAUGGUCAUUGAGAUGGUAGAUGGAGAGCCUCCGUACUUCAAUGAGCCGCCCUUGAAGGCCAUGAAGAUGAUCCGGGACAACCUGCCCCCUAAGUUGAAGAACCUCCACAAGGUUUCCCCCUCCCUGAAGGGCUUCCUGGACCGUCUGCUGGUGCGAGACCCGGCGCAGAGAGCCACGGCCAGUGAGCUGCUGAAGCACCCUUUCCUGGGCAAGGCGGGCCCCCCGGCCAGCAUUGUCCCCCUCAUGCGCCAGAACCGCAUGAGAUGA